AUGCAGCAGAUCAUGGAGACGGACGUCGGGAUAUCCGAGUACAUUGGCUUUGACGUGCCAAAGAUUGAGGGUAUCAUCAAGCAGAGAUUCACCGAUUUCUUGGUGUUUGAGGUCGACCAAGAUAGUCAAGUUAUACAUCUGAAGUCGCUUGGAAUGCCUUCAUCAUCUAAGAAGGGCGGAGCUGCUACAGCUACUGGGGACGCUACGCCUGCUGAGCCUACAGGCGUAGCUACUAGCGAACAAAAGGGUGCUGAGACACUCGCGGCACCAGUGGAGCGGCCUGUGGAGGCCAGUACUACCGAACCCGCACAUGAAUCUGCUGAGCCAACUGCAGAAGGGGAGGCGAAAGCCGAAGAUGAAGAACCACUGCAAGACGAUGAACCGUGGCCGGAACGUUUCACAAACUCUCUCAAACCCUUCUUGUCUGAAGAAGUCAUCGUUCGCGUUAGAGAACUCUACCUUGAAGGUCCAGAGCCGCCGUUCGUGAGCGACAGUGGUUGGGCUGGAAGGCAAGCGAAAGUAGCUGGCGGGACUGGAACAGUAGCUGGCGAGACUGGGAAGCUAGCUGGCGGGACUGGGGAUGCUGCGGAAGCGUCUUCGACACACGAGCCUGCAGAAGAGUCAGAAUCGAAGGGAAAGGGCAAGCGAGGGAGGGACCGGGGCAGGGGUGGUAGAGGCGGGAGGGGUGGAAGGGGUGGAGGAAGGGGUGGCAGGCCUGGCGCGAAGGAAGACCACCGUAAAGUGCUCUCUGAUCCGAUUGCCUCCAAAGAAACCCGUACGGGCCUACACCAAAUCAUACGGGACCUGUUCGGUGGUAAGCUGGACACCGAGACGGACACCACUGCGUCGCCUUCGGACGAAGGUUCGCGUAUCGCUAUCAAAUGGUCGAAGCGUGGGGGAGGAGGUCGAGGAGGUCGUGGCGGUAAUCGUGGCGGCGGUCGUGGAGGGAGGACAGAAAGGGGGAACUAUCCUCCAUACAUCCACUUCACGCUCCAGAAGACGAACCGUGACACUCAAGACGCCCUCGCCCACCUGUCACGCACGUUGCAUUGCAACGUCAAAGAUCUCUCCGUGGCGGGGACGAAGGACAAGCGUGGCGUCACCGUACAACGCGUGUCAUUACGACGUGGUAACAAGACCGUUGAGGACGUCUGGAAAAUGGCUAAUGGUCUCAAUGGUCGCCGAACGAUGGAGGAGGUCAUGACACAGCGAGGCGAGCGAGGAGUGAGGAUAGCCGACCUGAACUACCGGAAGGCGAGCCUUGAGCUGGGUAUGCUCAAGGGCAAUGCGUUCGUGAUCACGCUCAGGAAUGUGCGCGUUGACUCAUUGGAGACCCUGGACCGCGCUAUGAAUGUUAUCAAGACGAAAGGCUUCAUCAACUACUAUGGUAUGCAGCGCUUCGGGACAGCUAGCAUCCCCACGCACACGAUUGGACUCGCCCUACUGAAGGGAGACUGGCAUAGAGCUGUCAGCCUCAUUCUCCGUCACCGGCCAGGCGAGCAUCCAGAUGUCGUCGCAGCACGGAAUGCAUGGCUGGUAGACAAAGACCUCGACAGAGCACUGGACCUCAUGCCCCGACGCGUGGUUGCCGAGCGGUGUAUCCUUGAGAGCUACAAAAAGCAGAAGGGCGACACCCGGAACGCGAUGGGAGCGCUGUCAACGAUCCCUCGCAAUCUCAGGCUCAUGUAUAUUCAUGCAUACCAGUCCUAUGUUUGGAAUGCCAUCGUCUCUGAACGUAUCCGGACUUACGGAGCAGAAAAGCCCGUUGUUGGAGACCUGGUCUUUGAAGGAGCAUCUUCCGCUAAGGCCGACGCUGACGGGGAAGAUGUGGAGAUCGCUUUAGAUGCUGCCGAAGGCGAGAACUCCCUAGAAGACAAGGUGGCCAAUGAGGACAAUGCAGGAACUUCGAGCAGAUCCAGCAAGAGAUCGAGGAAAGCCUGGGAACCGCCAAAGGUCAAGACACUCACCGACGCGGACCUGGACAAUUAUUCCAUAUUCGACGUGAUCAUGCCCUUGCCCGGUAAAGACGUCGACUUCCCGGGUGGCGCUCUCGGCGAACGAUACAGGGAGUUCUUGCGCAGAGACGGGCUUGACCCAGACAACUUUGUCCGUAAACAGAAGGACUACACUCUCGGUGGCUCCUACCGCAGUGUUCUCCAUCUACCCAAGGAGCUGUCGUGGGCCGUCAUGAAGUAUACCGAUCCAGAUGUGCCCCUUGCACAGUCGGAUGAGGACAAGCUGCUUGGGUUUCCCCCACCCGUUUCAGAUGAGAAUGGCAAGUUCAUCGCCCUCCAAAUCAACUUGCAGCUCGGUACCGCCGCCUACGCUACAAUGGCCCUUCGCGAGGUAACCAAGACAGAAACAAGCUCUCAUUACCAGACAUCUCUCACGCAAGCGUCUGAAGAUCAAAAAUACCGCACGGCGGAUGGCGGCGCGGAAGAGGAAGAAGCAGAGUAG
Molecule: messenger RNA, 2457 nt
Organism: Dichomitus squalens LYAD-421 SS1
Lineage: Eukaryota; Fungi; Basidiomycota; Agaricomycetes; Polyporales; Polyporaceae
Product: tRNA pseudouridine synthase D
Exons: 9
Coding region: 1-2457 (818 amino acids)
Biological process (GO): pseudouridine synthesis
Cellular component (GO): nucleus
Molecular function (GO): RNA binding; pseudouridine synthase activity
Source: RefSeq, a predicted model, not a curated record